Molecule: messenger RNA, 1368 nt
Organism: Somion occarium
Lineage: Eukaryota; Fungi; Basidiomycota; Agaricomycetes; Polyporales; Cerrenaceae
Source: the annotation of a GenBank genome assembly
UAGGACUUGAAGUCGAUCCUCUCGAUCAUCACACCAAAAUCAUUAACAUUUGCAAAGCUCUACUUUACCUCUCUUCAGCACAAGUACCCGUCUUCGCUUGGUUAUAUAUGGCUGAAUCUGUGCAGGCUCCCCUUCUUCCACAACCUCCACCUAAGCGUGACGAUGCAGACGAAUUCCUAUCAACUUUCGAUUCAGUUCCUCUUUUUAUGAAGUCAUUGCCCGAUGACACCGACAACAUAGCAGUAGAAGCUUUGCAGAGUCUUGCAUUCGAGGGUACACCUGAUGAGAUUGCACAGAACUUCAAGGAACAAGGCAACGAUUACUUCAAGGGAAAGCGCUACCGAGAAGCAUUGGGAUUUUAUACACAAGGAGUAGAUGCUAAGCCAACAGAUCCCAUCCUACUGGAAGCUUUGCUGUGCAACCGAUCUGCUUGCAAUCUUGAACUUAAAAAUUAUGGUUCGGUGCUCAAGGACUGUUCGAAAGCCCUAACUGUCAACCCAAAAUCAUCAAAGGCGUAUUAUCGAUCUGCCACUGCGUUGAUUGCUCUGGACCGCUUGGACGAGGCACUCGACUGUUGUGAUCGUUGCUUACAAUUUGAUGCGGAGAACAAGGGCAUACAGACACUUCGUGAUCGUGCGUUACAGCUGAAGGAGGCCAAGGAGAAACGCGAGCAGGAAAAGCAAGAGCGUAUUUGGAAAGAAAAAGAAGAGAAGCUUCGUAUUCAAAAGGCAUUGGAUGCUCGUGGACUCCUCAUUCUUGUAAACCCCUCUGGACCAUCUGAGAAUCCCUACGUACCACAUUUUGAUCCAGAAGACUCCUCAGGACAAACGCUGAUUCUCCCUGUCCUCUUCUUGUACCCGCAAUAUGCAACGUCGGAUAUAAUCUCGCAUUUCGUCGAAGACACACCUUUUUCUGCUCAUGUAGAAGCCAUGUUCCCGCCGCAAGCACCAGCUCCAGAAUGGGACAAGAAUGAGGAAUACAUCGCCGGAAACCUAGUCAUAUAUGCCAUGACACACAGGAAGCGGCUUCUGAAAGUGGGCAGAAACAUGACUCUCAGAGAUGUGUUCAAGCAUGGACGAGAGAAACCGGGGGAACCAAAGGAUGGGUUAGAGGUGAAAGAUGGAUGUCUAACGUUCGUAGUCUUGCCUCGGGGAGAUGCUGAGAAGAAAUGGAUAGAAGAAUUCAAGAAAACUAGGGACAGCAAUUAACUUCGUUGCGCAUGAUGUCUGAGGUUAUCGGCGUGCUUGACACCCGACUCAUAUGUGUAAUAGUGCUUUGGUUCGUCGUCGUACGUAGGAUAGCACAAACAAGACCUGGUCACAUAUCAAGAGGAUACACCGGGCAAAAUAUAAAUCCGUAUUCUCACGC